CAGAGGCGGAAUUGACCGGGGAGAUUAGAAUUCUCUCGCCGGAAAAAAUGGCGGUGAAUAACAACAAAUGGAUCGCUACGGUUGCCAGCAUAUGGAUUCAGUGCACAAGUGGUUCACUCUACACUUUCUCCUUCUAUUCUUCGACCAUCAAAUCCAGUCAAGGAUAUGAUCAGUCAACCCUCGAUAUCGUCUCCGUCUUCAAAGACUUCGGCGCCAACUCCGGUGUCCUCUCUGGCUUACUCUACUCCACCGUCGCCUCUCCGUCCUCCACCAUCACUUUUCGAGGAAGAAGAUGCGGUGGGCCGUGGAUUGUACUCUUGACUGGUGCGAUUCAGUGCUUUGUCGGUUACUUUCUGAUGUGGCUUUCCGUCACCGGAACGAUUCCUCGGCCACCACUACCCUUCAUGUGUUUAUUCAUGCUGUUAGCUGCUCAUGGAGUCACCUUCCUCAACACGGCAAAUGUUGUCACAGCUGUUCUCAACUUCCCUAAUCACAGUGGCACCAUUGUCGGCAUCAUGAAGGGGUUUCUUGGGUUGAGUGGAGCAAUACUACUUCAACUAUAUCAAACAGUAUUCAAAGACGAACCAACCCCAUACAUUCUCAUGUUAUCCCUUCUUCCAUUUCUAAACACUUUGAUCUUCAUGUGCAAUGUAAAAUCCUUCCAAACAAACGAAAUCAACGAAAAGAAACAUCUCAACACUUUAUCACUCAUUUCCCUAAUCAUUGCAGCCUAUCUCUUCUCAAUCAUAAUCAUACAACAAACACUUUCCCUAAACUUACCAACACGAAUCAUCAUCUCCCUUGUUCUUCUCAUCCUUCUAGCAUCACCUCUCUACGUUACACUCAAAUCACAUUCAACUCAAAACUACCAAUCACUAAAUACCAAUCAAGAAAUCUUGGAAGAACAUGAACAUGAACAUGAACUUGAAAAUGAACAUGAAUCUGAAUCCAUCAAACACGACAAGAAUCUGUUACAAGCUAUACGCACAGUAAAUUUCUGGUGUUUAUUUUUUACAACAGCAACAGGAAUGGGUACAGGGUUAGCAACUGUAAACAACUUAGCUCAAGUGGGUGAGUCUUUAGGCUACAGUAGCCAUGAGACUACGACUCUAGCCUCAUUAUGGAGCAUUUGGAACUUUGUGGGCCGGUUUGGUGCUGGAUAUGUCUCGGACCAUGUUCUUUAUACUAAAAAAUGGGGUAGACCGGUGUUCAUAGCCAUCACUUUAGGGCUCAUGAGUAUAGGCCAUUGUGUGAUUGCUUCUGGGUUUCCUGGGGCUCUUUAUGUGGUUUUGUUUUGGUGGGUGUUUUUUAUGGGUCACAAUGGUCGUUAAUGCCUACAAUUGCUUCUGAAGUCUUUGGGGUUUCACAUUUUGGGACGAUUUUUAAUACUAUUACAAUUUCGGGUCCGAUUGGGUCGUAUUUUAUUUCUGUGAGGGUGAUUGGGUAUCUUUAUGACAGAGAAGUGGGUCGAGGGGUGACAGAGUAUUGCAGUGGAACUCACUGUUUUCGGUUGUCUUUUGUUAUUAUGGCGUUUGUGACGUUUAUGGGGUCUAUGGUUGCUAUGUGGUUGUUCUUUCGGACUAGAGGGUUGUAUGAAAAGAUUGUGGUAAAAAGAGAUAGUUGUUCUAGCUGAAUAAGUGGGAGGAUUAUCUUAUUGAUUAGUCGUUUAAGUGUAAGUGUGUGUAGAUAAAAUUAAUGAUGAAAUUUGUUUGUGUGGAAAGAAAUGAAGGGGUUACCCUCUUAUUAUUUUAUCGGGUUAAAUGAUGUUUGAUAAAAAAAAA
Molecule: messenger RNA, 1781 nt
Organism: Lactuca virosa
Lineage: Eukaryota; Viridiplantae; Streptophyta; Magnoliopsida; Asterales; Asteraceae
Source: the annotation of a GenBank genome assembly